CGUGUCUAUGUACAGUACAUGGAUACUAAAGAACCAACCUUGGAACUGGGAAAUCAGAUAAUAAUUUCUUAAAUCAUUCAAUACUCUCCGGUUGAUCGUGAAGUUGUUGUUUUUUAUUAUUGUUAAAUUUAUUUAAUUGAUUAUUCCUUACAGAAGAAUGUAUAAGAGUUGUAUACCAUCUUGUUAACUGACUAAUACCAUACGAGAAAGAAAGAGGGGUUCGGCGGGGCGACACCUCUUUUUUUGCCUUUUUUCUUCCCUAAACGUCAACCGAGCGUCAGCUGUUAUUUAGUACCAUUUUCAUCGGUCAAAAUCGGCCAUAUCUAUCUAACGGCGCCAGAGAACAAACUUGCGCUUUCGUCCCGGUGGCCCUUUGACCCACCUCAACUUUGAAAAAAGUACAUACAUCCAAUACAUACUUCCACCAUUAGCACCACUUCUUUUUUUACAUCCACCAAACUACUCAACCCGCCGUUAUUAUCUUUCCUCUAGAUACCUUUUUCUCUCAACUACCUAACUCUACCAAUAUAUCGGCAAGCGUAUCGCCACUCACUGCUAUACUCAAAAUUAUUAUCAGAGUAGUAGUGGUCGAGAGUUUAGUCAUAUUAUAUCGAUUCGAUCCUAUCGAAGUCUCAUCACAAACGAGCUCGCUCACACGGGCAAUCUAAGAAGUAGUUGGUAUCUACUUCGAAAAAAAGAUGCCGCCGAACUAUUCCAGCCGACGCGGCCAGGCCGUGAAUGUGUCGCAGUUAUUACAGGAUUUGAACAGGGUUCCAGAACCGCCCGCAGUAUCGGAGGAGAACUUGCGAAGUCUCGACGACGAGCUCGCAAUGUUCACCAAUACACACUUCAUGGAUUGGGACGCAAACGAGAGUCAACAGCAACAGCAACAGCGGCAACAAUCUUCGAAUGUAGACACACAGACGACUACGUCGCCUACAGACGAAGGAUCCAUGGCAGAAGAUUUAACGGGGUUUGAUUUCAACCUACCCAACAAUUUACAAGGCGACUUCAACGGCUUUGAUUUUCAUUAUCCCACAUCAAACGUCUCAGCAUUUCCAGACAACUUGGGAAACCUGCAACCAAUUCAACCUUCGCCAAAUUUCCCUUCAAAUGGUUCGCCACAAAGCGCUUACGGCCCGUCGAUUCCGCAGUCGGGCGAGAAGCGAAAGUCUGCUGAUCCCGCUACCGCUGCUCCGCCGCGCCGACAGUUAUCCUUCGAGGAGCAAUCGCGGUUAGCCGCAGAAGAGGACAAGCGGAGGCGGAAUACUGCCGCCAGCGCAAGGUUUCGCAUUAAGAAGAAGGCUCGCGAGCAGGCACUCGAGAAGAGAGAGAAAGAACUCAGCGAUAAAGUCGGUUCUCUCGAAGGUCGCAUUCAAACUCUAGAGACCGAAAAUAAAUGGUUAAGAGAACUUGUCAUGGAGAAGACAGGUGGAAAUGACACGCUUAUAUCCACGUUAUUGGAAAAGCAUAAUGAUAAGAAAGUACCCGGCGCCAAAGAAUCAGAAAGCAAAUCCAAGACAGAAGGCGAGAAGGCCUCAUAGAAGGUUUAGCAUAACGAGAUGUCUUUUCAAUUGAAACAUUGAUGAUGGCGUUACGGGGGAAUUCAUUUGGGUUGUGCGCCGUCGGGGACGACGGCCUCGGGGAUAUAUCACGUCUGAUUUUCAGAGCAAUUGUUGUUCGAUGAAUGGCUCACGAGCCUAAUACAUGAUUUAUGGGUUUAUGACCCAACCACCACCUAACAGCACAUUUGGUUUAUAUCCAUCUAUUGCUGUGAUAUGAUAUUCUUACAUGUUAUUUACAUUAUAUAUUUUACUAACAAACAGGCACUCAUUAUUGUCUCUGUAUGUAAGGCUUCUAGCAAUAAUAGUAAGAAAAACCAUCAUGUGAGUAAGAGCACACAUGAGGCUCCCUCCACCAAUCCGUGGUUACCUAGAUUUUCUUGGCAUCUUCACCGGCAUUUGCUUAAAAUCUUAUCGUUUUUUUGUUUAAAAAAUUCCGAUAGAUCCGCUGCUAACCUUGGAUAACCCCAUAUCAAAUCU
Molecule: messenger RNA, 2042 nt
Organism: Hypoxylon trugodes
Lineage: Eukaryota; Fungi; Ascomycota; Sordariomycetes; Xylariales; Hypoxylaceae
Exons: 2
Coding region: 699-1544 (281 amino acids)
Biological process (GO): regulation of transcription by RNA polymerase II
Cellular component (GO): nucleus
Molecular function (GO): DNA-binding transcription activator activity, RNA polymerase II-specific; RNA polymerase II transcription regulatory region sequence-specific DNA binding
Source: RefSeq, a predicted model, not a curated record